Messenger RNA from Hibiscus syriacus, 693 nucleotides. RefSeq names its product superoxide dismutase [Cu-Zn]. Bases 124 to 582 code for a protein of 152 amino acids. The transcript has 8 exons. Gene Ontology annotation, molecular function: superoxide dismutase activity; copper ion binding. The record is from RefSeq and is a predicted model, not a curated record. Gene Ontology annotation, biological process: removal of superoxide radicals. Lineage: Eukaryota; Viridiplantae; Streptophyta; Magnoliopsida; Malvales; Malvaceae.
UCCACCCGUUUCUAUAAAUUUGAUUAAAUUCCUAAACAAACAAAAACACUCGAUUCAUUUCUCACUCUUUGUUUUCUGUCGUUUACUCUGAAGGGGUGCCCUGAGUAUAGAUCACAUAGAAAAAUGGUGAAGGCCGUUGCCGUCCUUAGCAGCAGUGAAGGUGUCAAGGGAACUGUUUUCUUCACUCAGGAGGGAGAUGGUCCAACUACUGUAACAGGGAACAUUUCUGGCCUAAAGCCUGGUCUCCAUGGAUUCCAUGUUCAUGCCCUUGGUGACACAACAAAUGGUUGCAUGUCAACAGGACCUCACUUCAAUCCUGCUGGAAAAGAGCACGGUGCUCCUGAAGAUGAGAAUCGCCAUGCUGGUGAUCUUGGAAAUGUCACUGUUGGUGAUGAUGGCACUGCCAGUUUCUCAAUUACUGACAACCAGAUUCCUCUCACUGGGCCAAACUCCAUUAUUGGAAGAGCCGUUGUUGUCCAUGCAGAUCCUGAUGACCUUGGCAAGGGUGGGCAUGAGCUUAGCAAAAGCACAGGAAAUGCUGGUGGCAGAGUAGCUUGCGGUAUUAUCGGUUUGCAGGGGUGAAAUGUUGGUCCUGGUGACCAGAAUAAUACAUGGGUUGAGAUACAAUGGCACAGAGAGCAAACUCCGUAUGUGAACUAAAACUUAGUUAAUAAAAGUAAAAGAACUCUUGUU